UUACGUGAUCAUGUAAACGAAAUGCGAGUUUUAGGAAAGUGCACUAUUUUGGUCAGGCAAACCCGGAGCUUAUCGACGCAAUCUGGGCGCCGCAGAGUGGUGGUCACGGGAAGUGGCGCAGUCACUCCGCUGGGCAACAAUGGACCGGAUUCCUGGCGACGCAUACUGGCCGGCGAGUCGGCAAUCUCUCGGCUGAGUGCGGAGUUCAAGGGCUUGCCCUGCCAGGUUGCGGCUCAAAUCCCGAGGGAAAAGCUACAUCUGGACCAGCACCUGACCAAGUCGGACAUUAAGCUGAUGAGCCCCGCCACCCAGUUUGCCGUAUUGGCGGCUGAGGAGGCCUUGGCCACCGGAAAGUUGUGCCCCAAGCAAUUGAGCGAGGAGGAGCUUGAGCGGAUCGGAGUGUGCGUGGGCAUGGGCAUGUUCGACCUGGCAGAGGUCUAUGGCGCCUGGAACCAGCUGCAACGGGGCUACAACAGAGUAAGCCCCUUUUUCGUGCCCAGGCUGCUGCCCAGCAUGGCAUGUGGUCACAUCAGCAUGCGACAUGGCUUAAGAGGACCGAACCACUCGGUGUCCACGGCCUGCGCCACAGGUGCCCAUGCCCUGGGCGAUGCCAUGCGUUUCAUCCGCAGCGGAGAUGCCGAUGUGAUGCUGGCGGGUAGUGGUGAGGCCUGCAUAGAUCCCCUCUCCAUCGCUGGAUUUUGCAGACUGCGGGCUCUGAGCACCGCAUUCAACGAUAAUCCGUCGGUUGCGUCCAGACCGUUUGACAAAUCCCGGGAUGGCUUUGUGAUGGGCGAGGGCGCAGCUGUGCUCUUGCUAGAGGAACUGGAGCACGCCCGCGCUCGGGGAGCUCCUAUUCUAGCCGAGAUUCUGGGCUACGGCUUGUCCGGAGAUGCCUAUCACAUAACGUCGCCCAGCGAUGACGGUGCCGGAGCCACUCUUGCCAUGAAGCGGGCCAUACAGGAUGCUGGAAUUGCACCAGAGGAUGUUACCUAUGUAAAUGCCCACGCAACCUCCACUCCCACCGGGGAUCGCAUUGAGUCACACGCUAUAGGUCGUGUUUUCGGAGCGCACACUCCGCAGGUGAGGGUCUCCUCCACCAAGGGAGCACAUGGCCACCUGCUGGGCUCCUCCGGCAACCUGGAAGCGCUCUUUGUGGUGCUCGCCUGCGCGGAUAACAAGCUGCCGCCCUCCAUCAACAUUGAGCACCUCGAUGUGGACGUCAAUGUGGUCACGAAAGCCACUAAAUGGUCGGCGGACCAGAAGCGACGCGUUGCCCUCAAGAAUUCCUUCGGCUUUGGAGGAACCAAUGCCUCCCUCUGCAUUGCUAGCUACAUUGAAUAGUAGCGGCGAUUUGUUAACUAUUUUUUAGAGAUCCAAGUAAAUAAAAUCCUUAAAUGUUUGCAUA
Messenger RNA from Drosophila sechellia, 1405 nucleotides. Its product is annotated as 3-oxoacyl-[acyl-carrier-protein] synthase, mitochondrial. The coding region runs from base 22 to 1341 and encodes 439 amino acids. Gene Ontology annotation, biological process: fatty acid biosynthetic process. The record is from RefSeq and is a predicted model, not a curated record. The transcript has a single exon. Gene Ontology annotation, molecular function: 3-oxoacyl-[acyl-carrier-protein] synthase activity. NCBI's taxonomy places the organism in Eukaryota, Metazoa, Arthropoda, Insecta, Diptera, Drosophilidae. Gene Ontology annotation, cellular component: mitochondrion.